AUUUACUUCUUGCUCACCUUCCAAUUCGUUGCACUCGCCGUCACGCUCUCGAGAUUUUUGUUGUUGACAUCCCGGUUUUAAAAAUGUGGAGGCCUGCUACUCGCGAGGUGACUGGGACGAAUGAAGUUCCGCUGGGCACCCGUCGUCGUUUUGGACCAGCACCUGCAGAAGAAACUGCGCGCCCACAGCUUGCCCAACCAUCUCCCUCUGCCUAUCCAAAACAGUCCAAUCAAGACCAAGACUCGAGGAGGGGGAGGGAGGAAACCCCCACCAAUUCCCAAGCUGACGCUAAUGGUGCUCGCAAAAGGCGCAGCCGCUGGGGAGAAGCAAAGACGGACAUCCCUGGUUUACCUACUGCCAUCUCUGCUGCCGGCGUUUCCCAGGCACAACUCGACAAUUAUGCAAUUCACCUUCGGUUGGAAGAAAUCAAUCGCAAGCUGCGAUUGAACGAUUUUAUCCCGCCCGAGCGUGAGCGGUCACCUUCGCCCCCUCCCACCUAUGACGGCCACGGUCGCCGUACUAACACCCGCGAGGUCCGCUAUCGCAAAAAGCUGGAAGACGAACGAAUCCGCCUCGUCGAUCGUGCUAUGAAGAAUGACCCCAACUUCCGCCCUCCUGUCGAAUAUCACCAGCAAAAGCGUUCCCAACGUCCAUCCGAAAAAGUCUAUAUACCUGUCAAGGAAUUUCCGGAAAUUAAUUUCUUCGGUCUUCUUGUCGGUCCUCGUGGCAAUAGUUUGAAGAAGAUGGAGAGGGAAAGUGGUGCCAAAAUUAGUAUUCGUGGCAAAGGAAGCGUCAAGGAAGGCAAAGCUCGUCCUGACCAGUACGCUGACGACGCAGAAGAAGAUCUCCACUGUCUGGUUCUUGCUGAUUCUGAAGAGAAAGUUGCAGCAUGCGUAAAGAUGAUCAAUAGGGUCAUUGAAACAGCUGCCUCUACUCCUGAGGGUCAGAAUGACCACAAGCGCAAUCAGCUUCGCGAGCUCGCAGCAUUGAACGGUACCUUACGUGACGACGAAAACCAGAUUUGUCAGAAUUGUGGCGGUCUUGGUCACCGAAAAUAUGACUGUCCAGAACAGCGCAACUUCACAGCUAACAUCAUCUGUCGUGUCUGUGGUAGUGCAGGCCACAUGGCGCGCGACUGUACCGUUAACAAGGACCCCAACGCAAUCGCUAUGGGCAGCCCCCCUCCUAUGAACAAGGGAGGGUUCGACUCUGAGUACGCUAGCCUGAUGGCAGAGCUUGGCGAGAGUGGCAGAGGCACAGGCGGCGAUACAGCCAAGAGCUCGUGGGGUGGCCCCAGUGCUGGUCAUGAUAUCACUGCAGGCGGGUCCAGCAUUCCUCCUUGGCGCCGACCAGAGUCCUGGCAAUCCAACAACCCUCCGCAAAACCAAGGUUACCGCCCACCACAAGCCUACAGUGGCUACAGCGCUCCUGGGUACAGCGCGCAGUGGGGCCAGCAAGGCUACCCAGGUUACGGCUCACAGGAUUAUGCAGCGAAUUACGCCCAGUACUACCAACAGCAAUAUGCCCAGCAACAGCCCUCAUAGUGACGAGUCUUUGCCUGUCGGUAAACUCACCUAACAGCCCCAUAAUUUCCGCCCACUUGACCAAGAUUUGUUUCCGUAUUCACAUCUCAUAGCAGCUCGUUCUUCCCUCACUUUCGGGUGAAGCAUGGAGUCCAGGAACCGUACUCACUGCAGCUGACAUCCAGCAUUGUUUAGGACCGUUAUUGAUAGCAGGGUAGCUCUUAUUGAUUGAAUUGAUUGUAGCUCACGUUUCCUUGAUGAAUUUCAUCCUAUGAAUUUGUAAA
This is a messenger RNA of Suillus clintonianus, 1807 nucleotides long. RefSeq lists its product as uncharacterized. Gene Ontology annotation, molecular function: zinc ion binding; mRNA binding. The transcript is spliced from 5 exons. Gene Ontology annotation, cellular component: nucleus. NCBI's taxonomy places the organism in Eukaryota, Fungi, Basidiomycota, Agaricomycetes, Boletales, Suillaceae. Gene Ontology annotation, biological process: regulation of mRNA splicing, via spliceosome. The coding region runs from base 84 to 1544 and encodes 486 amino acids. The record is from RefSeq and is a predicted model, not a curated record.